AUGGGUUCAGCCUCUGGUAUCGCAACCGAGCAUGACGAAAUUGACCGGACACAAGGUGAUGUGCAGGCAGUUCUUGAGCUCUCUCAUGGCUCACAUGCUGCUGAUUCCUCAUUGAUAACUACCCAAGAGGCCGAGCACACAUCGCCAAAUCGAAAGUAUUCAAUAAAGGAAGGCACCGUUGAAGAUGGGUCCAGAACUCAGUACAAACCACCUGUAUCAGAUAGCUCCGAGUGGCUUCCUAUUCUUGAGUGGGCGCUGCUUGAAAUUCCCUACAACGAUCCUAUCCGAGCCCAAAUUCUUUACGCUAUCGGAGUGAUAUGCAUGAUUGGCUGCGCCACGAGCCCCUCUCCUCAAGUUCUAGGGAAAGCGCUCACAUACCUCCAGCUGGCCACUCUCAUUGAGCCUGGAAAUCCUCAAUACCGAGCACAACUUGUUUUGGCGCUGCUUCUGCGACAUACCAUGACCGAUCGUAUCGCAGAUCUUGAUCUCGCAAUCACCGAGCUUGAGACGGCCAUGGCAAUCACUAAUGAGUGGCCGGAGCGGCUCGAGACAUUGAACUUGUUUGCUGGGGUCUAUGCGUGGCGUCAUAGACUUACAGGGAAUGCAGAUGACCUUCGGAAAUCCUCGGAUAUCAUGGAACAGCUCUAUCACACCAAGCCAGACCACUCCCCCGAAAGAGCCGUGAUCUCAGGUCGGCAGGAGCAUUUGAGAACGCAUGGUAUUGACGACUUGGCCAUAGGGGCACGAUUCGACUCGGCGCUUGAGAUUACGGAGCAUGCUCUUAAUCGCACUCCUAGCGGAGGGAGGACAUAUCAGGAGCUCCUUGCUACUCUUUCUCGGCAAUACCUUCAUCGAUACACACAGACAGGGAGCAGCAGGGACCUGGAUCUUGCAAUCUCCAGGGCCGAAUUGCGUCUCUCCCAUGUGCUCGACAAUAAAGCACCGAUGGUGGGCGCAGUGGACGGCCUGGAGCUGGCUAAUCACCUGUUACACAGAUGGACUCGUCAUGGCUGCCAUGCCGAUCGAACUAGAGCAUUGGAGCUGAUGAAGAAGGCGGCAGAUGUCGCUGUGCCAGGCAGCUCCUUUCAAAUCUUCUGCGUCAUACAACGGGCUUUGUGGCUGAGUGACCUGCCAAAUGGGGCUGACCGAGUGCAAGCCCUGCGAGCCUCCGUUGAGGAGCUUGAAAGCAUACGAGCUGGCUCCGUCGACUGCAUAAGUCCUUUUUCGAAAAGGAAUAUCCUGAGAAUGCUCGGUCUACAAUAUCAAAGUCUUUAUCACCGUACCAAAGAGCUUACUGAUCUUGAAAAGGCGAUCGAGUCAAUGGAGAACUCAUUGGACAUCACCGAGGAGACUGGCCAGCAGAAGGACCACACACUUGGUAUCUUGGGAGAGUUAUUGAUCGAGAAAGCUUCUUGGACACGGGACAAUGCUACCUACGGCCGUGGAAUGCGAUGUCUCAUGCAAUCCUGCUUAUCUGAUCAGGCCUCGCCCAGAGAGCGUGUUAAAAGUGCUGGCAUCCUUGUACAUACGGCGAACCACGCGGCAGAUUGGGAAAAGACCUGUCUAGUUGCAGAGUUAAUAUUCCCACUCAUGUCGCUGAUCGGCAGCCGGGACCUGAGACAUGAUGACAAGAUUUACAAUAUCCGGAGCAUCUCCGGCCUCGCUAGCAAUGCGUGCGCUGCAUUCCUUAGCCUGGGCUUUCCUAACGAAGCACUUGAAAAGAUUGAGCUAGGCCGGGGCAUACUCAUUGGAGACCUAAUAGACAUUCAAGGAAAUUUAUCAGGCCUAGAGCAGGCGCACCCCGAUCUAGCCCAAGAAUAUGACAGGCUUCGUCAUGAAGCUUUGCGUUCCAUCGAGUCCAAUGACCCGGAGAGCGGGGAACAACAGCCAGUGAAUUAUCGUCGAGCUGCAUUUCAGCGUCUGCAGCAAUGUGAAGAUCGAAUCCGCGAGAAAGCAGGCUUUGAGGCCUUCCUUCGGCCCCUGAGAUCCCCAGAGAUGGCUGAAAUUUCCCGCGAAGGGCCGAUCAUUAUUGUUAAUGCAACUUGUCUCACAGCCCACGCAUUGCUCCUCACCCCAUCUGAUAUUGGGCAUCUGCGGCUGGACAGUAUGAUCAGUCACGCUGCCCCACAAUUUCGUCAGCAUCUGGCGCGGUGCGCAUUGGAACGAGACGACAGAGAUCUGGAGAGUGACUUGCCGCCCGAGGCGCACAACAAAGAAUUGCUGUCAUGGCUGUGGUAUAGCUGCGUCAAGCCAGUCCUUGAGAUGCUUGCUUCGCACCGGAGUAUCUCCAUUGGAGAGGAGAAAAGUCGAGUCUGGUGGAUGGGAGUGGGAGCUGCGAGUGGGCUUCCGUUCCAUGCCGCCGGCGAUUACAGCAACGGGACCAUCGACGAGAACGAGAACUGCCUUGAUCGUGUGAUAUCCUCCUACACGCCGACGGUCAAGGCCCUUCGUAAUGCCCGGGAAAGGGCAUCAAAGAUAGCCUGCCAGCCGAAGGAGAAACACUCGCUCCUGAUCGCAACGAUGCCCGAUACUCCGAGUCAUGGUGCAUUACACGGGGUCCGUCGCGAAGCCCAAGCGAUUCUCAACACGGUCGAUCAGGACAUGCAUGUGAAGGAACUUACCACUCCCUCUACCGACGACGUCCUCGCUCAGCUUCAAAGUCACGAGCUCGUGCAUUUCGCCUGCCAUGGGUACUCCGAUCCCGGCGACCCUGCUCACAGUCAUCUCCUCCUGCAGAAACACAGCGACUCAGGUCCCGUCGUCGACAAACUGACAGUUUCUAAGCUUCUUGACUGCCAAACCAUGUCCCGUGGAUGGAUUGCCUAUCUUUCCGCGUGCUCUACAGCUGAGAUCCGUGAUAAGGACCUGCAGGACGAAGCGCUACAUAUCACCAGCGGCUUCUUGAUCGCGGGCUUCUCGCAUGUCAUUAGCUCUUUAUGGCCGGCUGACGAUGAGGUGUGUGUCCACAUGGCCGCUUAUUUCUACGAGGCGUUGAUUGCGAGGCGUGCCACUGCCACUAAUCAAAAUCGUGCGGUGGCAGAAGCGGUUCGCGAUGCAACGCUGAGGAUUCGAAGGCAGUAUUGUCACAGUCCACUCUCCUGGGCAUUGUAUACUCACAUGGGGGCUUGA
Molecule: messenger RNA, 3129 nt
Organism: Penicillium canescens
Lineage: Eukaryota; Fungi; Ascomycota; Eurotiomycetes; Eurotiales; Aspergillaceae
Product: CHAT domain-containing protein
Exons: 1
Coding region: 1-3129 (1042 amino acids)
Source: RefSeq, a predicted model, not a curated record